This is a messenger RNA of Rhododendron vialii, 2030 nucleotides long. RefSeq lists its product as uncharacterized. The transcript has 5 exons. The record is from RefSeq and is a predicted model, not a curated record. Lineage: Eukaryota; Viridiplantae; Streptophyta; Magnoliopsida; Ericales; Ericaceae. Gene Ontology annotation, biological process: transport. Bases 156 to 1727 code for a protein of 523 amino acids. Gene Ontology annotation, cellular component: Golgi apparatus; membrane.
ACUGGACAAGAGUCAACAUCACGCUAACUUCUCACCUUCUCGCAACUGCUUUCACACUCGCACACUCCUGUUAUCAGUAACAGCUCCAUCAAGUUCGCCGAUCCCCUCUCUCUCUCUCUCUCUCUCUCUCUCUCUAGAAUCGCUAUUCUGUCGGCAUGGGUUUGGUCCCCUGCUGCCUCAUUUUCGCUCUCCUGAUAUCCGCCACUGGAUCCGCCGACGCCUCUAUCCACGUCUACGACCGAGAUCCCUUCCGAGAAGUCGGCAAUGCCUACCUUCUCUCCGGCGGCAGCGAAGGCAUCGUCGCCUCUAGCACCGCCGCUCCUCUCCCCGCCGACAAUGCCGCCCGCUCUUCCAUCGACGACGGCCGCUCUUACAUCCGAUUUGACAAUAUCACAUUUUGGAGGAGUAAAGAUGCGGCUGACCAGCACCGAGAGAUGGAACAUAGCACCGGCUUGAUCCAAGUAAUAAUAUUUGAAGCCGUCGAUCGUGAUAACAUUGGCGGUUCACCUUAUGGUGGGCAGAGGUCUAUCUGCUGCACUCCCGAUCUUGCCAAGCUGGAAGGUUGUAAGCAAGGUGAAGUCAUUAGAAUACCUUCUGCGACCAAUAUUAACUGGCCUAUCGUCUUAAAUGUACAGUUCAAUGGAAACUAUCUGUCUACACAUAUGGAUAAUAAGGUGGUUUACAUCAGUAAGACUGGGAUGUACAACUUGUUCUUUAUAUCAUGUGAUCCCACACUCAAGGGACUGACGAUGAGUGGCAAGACUAUGUGGAAGAAUCCAGAUGGAUACUUACCUGGUAGAAUGGCCCCUUUAAUGAAGUUCUAUGUGAUCAUGGCUCUCGCCUACGUAUUGCUUAGCCUCAUCUGGUUCUCCCAGUAUGUGAGAUAUUGGAAGGACAUAUUGCAACUUCAGCACUGCAUCACUGCUGUUAUUGCUCUUGGGUUAUUUGAGACGACUCUUUGGUAUUUUGAGUAUGCGCACUUCAAUAACACAGGAACUAGGCCGCUUGGAAUUACAACUUGGGUUGUAACAGUUGGAGCCUUAAGGAGAACUCUUUCCCACCUUCUUAUACUCUGUGUUUCGAUGGGAUAUGGUGUGGUGCGUCCUACUCUUGGCGGUCUUACCAUCAAGGUUCUGCUUCUUGGGGUAACUUAUUUCUUGGCAUCUGAGUUGCUAAAUAUUACCGAGUAUGUGGGAACCAUAAAUGACGUAGCAGGAAGAGCGAGGGUCUUUCUAGUGCUUCCUGAUGCAUUAUUGGAUGCAUUCUUAAUAUUAUGGAUUUUCACAUCUCUUUCGAGGACACUAGAUCAGCUACAGGCAAAAAGGAGUUCUGUCAAGUUGGACAUUUAUAGAAAGUUCUCAAACGCAUUAGCAGUCACAGUGAUUGCUUCGGUUGCUUGGAUAGUAUUUGAGGUCUAUUUCAAAGCAACAGAUCCAUUCAAUGAGAGGUGGCAGGGUGCAUGGAUGAUCAAUGCUUUCUGGGAUAUUCUUGCAUAUGUAUUGCUAUGUGUUAUAUGUUAUCUCUGGGCCCCAUCGCAGAGCUCCCAACGUUAUGCCUACUCGGAUGAAAUGGGAGACGAGUCGGAUGACGAUGAAGCUCAAUCCUUGUGCAAGGGAUCUCCAAAAGGUGACAUCAGUUUAGUCAAACAGGAUAGAAAGGAGAAGAAUGGCGAGAGUGCCGACGUUUCCGAUCUUGAAGACGAGAUGGAAGAGAAUAAGAGAGAAUGAUAUCUGCAGAGAUCAUUACAAAGGGAAUUGUUUCACUUCAGUAUAGUGGGAAAAUAGCAUUGCCUUCUUGAUUUUGUGUAAUUUUCUUCUGCUUUUCUUCACGAUUUUGAUUGUGUAACUGUACAUGUGGGCAGUGGUUAUUAUCGCCUGGGAAACUCGCGGAAAUCGAGAUUGACAAUGAAAAAGGGGCAGUCGAUUAACCCAGAGCCAAAACCAUCUAAUUCAGCUUGGAUUGACAUUGUAUUAACGACACCUUUGCUUUUUUCUCCUUUUAAUGGUAUAUAUUAAUUAAUCGUUUUUUCA